CCAACCUUCCGUGGUUAUUCUGCCUGUCGAGGCUCGAGUCCAUCGAUUACUCCAAACUUGGGUUUUGGUAAUUUUUUGCCUGUUGGGUGUUGUCCAAAGAGAAAAACCCUUCAAAACCUCCCAAUGGUUAUCCGCACUCUCUCUGUUUACCCUGCGAAGCACUCGAAGACUGAAGCUCCCAUGUACAAAUCUCCAUUACCUCCGUUCUUUCAUCCACGCGACCUUGAAACUCUCUAGUAUACCCAUUCUUCUUCUUCUUCUUUUUCUUCAAUGGCAUCUCUCAUCCGAGUAUCCGACAUUUCCACGCCUCUUGUCUUGAAGGACAGUUCAUCUCCGAGGCUUUGGACACUUUUCGGUCUUCGGUGCCUCACUUGCCACUUCAAAACAAAACCUUCACUUUCACUCGCCAAAGCUGUUUACACUCAAGGCCUCUUCGCCUCCGGACCCGUCAAAUUCUCUAAACCAAGAGACAAAAUCGACCAAGACGACGAUCCCAUUUUCGUACUGAACGACAGGAUUCGCCGUGAUUAUAACGAGCGAGAUGCUUCCAGAACGGUCAUGGACUCGGAUGAGGCCGAAAAGUAUAUUCAGCUGGUAAAGGAGCAGCAGCAGAGGGGCUUGCAGAAGCUCAAGGGUGGUGGUGUUGGUGGGGGUGGGUUUAGUUACAAGGUGGACCCCUAUACUCUCCGUUCUGGCGAUUACGUUGUACACAAAAAGGUGGGUAUUGGGCGAUUUGUGGGGAUCAAAUUCGAUGUGCCCAAGGGUUCUACGGAGCCAAUCGAGUAUGUCUUUAUAGAAUAUGCAGAUGACAUGGCUAAACUUCCGGUCAAGCAGGCUUCUCGUUUGCUCUAUCGCUACAAUCUCCCAAAUGAAUCAAAAAGGCCCCGGACAUUGAGUAAAUUGAGUGAUACUAGUGUAUGGGAGAGGAGAAAGACAAAAGGAAAGGUUGCAAUUCAGAAAAUGGUUGUUGACUUGAUGGAGCUGUAUUUACAUAGGCUGAAACAAAGGCGGCCUCCCUACCCAAAAAGUCUUGCCAUGGCCGAAUUUGCAGCUCAAUUUCCUUAUGAACCCACACCAGAUCAAAAACAGGCUUUCGUUGAUGUGGAGAAGGAUUUGACUGAGAGAGAAACUCCAAUGGACAGAUUGAUUUGUGGAGAUGUUGGGUUUGGUAAAACUGAAGUUGCAUUACGUGCCAUCUUUUGUGUAGUCUCAGACAGAAAGCAAGCUAUGGUUCUAGCACCGACAAUUGUGUUAGCCAAGCAACAUUUUGAUGUUAUUUCAGAGCGAUUUUCUAUGUAUCGUGAUAUCAAUGUUGGACUCCUGAGCAGGUUUCAGAGCAAAGCAGAGAAAGAGCAGUACCUGGAUAUGAUAAAAAAUGGUCGAUUGGACAUUAUUGUCGGGACUCACUCACUUCUCGGAAGUCGUGUUGUGUAUAAUAACCUAGGUCUUCUUGUGGUUGAUGAGGAACAGAGAUUUGGUGUCAAGCAGAAGGAGAAGAUUGCUUCAUUCAAAACUUCAGUUGAUGUUCUUACUCUCUCAGCGACCCCUAUACCAAGAACCCUUUAUUUAGCAUUGACUGGUUUUCGUGAUGCAAGUUUGAUUGCAACUCCACCUCCAGAAAGGGUCCCUAUAAAAACUCACCUUUCAGCAUAUAGCAAGGAAAAGGUAAUAUCAGCCAUCAAGUAUGAGCUGGAUCGUGGUGGCCAAGUUUUUCACGUCCUGCCUCGUAUCAAAGGACUUGAGGAAGUUAUGGAAUUUCUUGAACAGUCAUUUCCAAAUGUUGAAAUAGCUAUUGCACAUGGGCAGCAAUAUUCAAAGCAGCUUGAGGAAACCAUGGAGAGAUUUGCUCAAGGUGAAAUAAAGAUCCUUAUAUGCACAAAUAUUGUGGAAAGUGGGCUCGAUAUUCAAAAUGCAAACACCAUCAUAAUUCAGGAUGUUCAACAAUUUGGCCUAGCACAAUUGUACCAGUUACGUGGAAGGGUAGGGCGAACGGAUAAGGAAGCGCAUGCAUACUUGUUUUACCCAGAUAAGUCACUACUGUCUGAUCAAGCAUUGGAGAGACUUGUAGCUCUAGAAGAAUGCCGUGAACUUGGCCAAGGAUUUCAACUGGCAGAGAGAGACAUGGGUAUUAGAGGUUUUGGUACAAUCUUUGGGGAGCAGCAGACAGGUGAUGUUGGAAAUGUAGGAAUUGAUCUCUUCUUUGAGAUGCUCUUUGAGAGCUUGUCCAAGGUUGAAGAGCAUCGUGUAAUUUCAGUUCCUUACCAGUCUGUACAGAUGGAUAUAAAUAUAAACCCUCACCUCCCUUCAGAGUACAUAAAUAAUCUGGAGAAUCCUAUGGAAAUAAUUAAUGAAGCUGAGAAAGCUGCUGAGAGAGACAUCUGGAGUUUGAUGCAAUUUACAGAGAAUCUGCGCCGCCAAUAUGGAAAAGAGCCAUACUCCAUGGAGAUUCUAUUGAAGAAGCUUUAUGUGAGGAGAAUGGCUGCGGAUCUAGGAAUAACUAAAAUAUUUUCUUCAGGAAAGAUGGUUGGCAUGAAAACAAACAUGACUAAGAAGGUUUUCAAGCUUAUAAUGGAUUCAAUGGUUUCUGAUGUUCAUCGAAAUUCUUUGGAUCUUGUGGGAGAUCAAAUUAAGGCAGAACUUCUUUUAGAGCUACCAAGAGAACAGCUCCUGAAUUGGAUCUUCCAAUGCUUGGCUGAACUUCAUGCUUCGCUACCAGCCCUAAUAAAAUACUAGCCAACAAAACACAAUCUAUCCAUCUCUGAUUCUUCUGGAUCGUGACUGAGCAUUGCUAGCAUGAAUCACAUGAAAAUGUUAAAGUCAGAACCCAACUAAUGCAACUGAUUUUAUGAACAUGCUCGUUCAGCUGUGGUUAGAUGGGAACUAAGCAAAUGUUAUGUCAACGGAUGCAUUUCUGAAAAUGUGGGGGAUGCAACCAUUGGAGACACGCUGGUGGGGAGGAGCAGCUGCUGUGUGAAAAGAAGGUAUUUGUUUUUUUUUUUUUUUUUUGGGGGGGGGGGGGGGGGGGGAGGGACUUCUUGUUACGUACAACCUCAGAUGUGGGGACAAUGUAUUCUGAAGCCUCAAAAAGUGCUCUUGUAACUGGGAAGGAAUAAUAAGGUAUAUAUAGAUGUUAAGGGCGGAGGGUUUGUUAUUCCUAUUUGUAGUCUUCGGUAUAUAUGUGACCGUGUGGAUUGGUUGUAUUAACUAUUAACUAUAAAGUGUGUCAUAUUAAUGUUUGAACGUACUAA
Molecule: messenger RNA, 3248 nt
Organism: Carya illinoinensis
Lineage: Eukaryota; Viridiplantae; Streptophyta; Magnoliopsida; Fagales; Juglandaceae
Product: ATP-dependent DNA helicase At3g02060, chloroplastic
Exons: 14
Coding region: 271-2733 (820 amino acids)
Biological process (GO): DNA repair
Molecular function (GO): ATP binding; nucleic acid binding
Source: RefSeq, a predicted model, not a curated record